Cottoperca gobio is the source of this 3358-nucleotide messenger RNA. RefSeq names its product somatostatin receptor type 5-like. The coding region runs from base 1 to 1185 and encodes 394 amino acids. The record is from RefSeq and is a predicted model, not a curated record. The transcript has 3 exons. Lineage: Eukaryota; Metazoa; Chordata; Actinopteri; Perciformes; Bovichtidae. Gene Ontology annotation, biological process: cellular response to glucocorticoid stimulus; regulation of insulin secretion; neuropeptide signaling pathway. Gene Ontology annotation, molecular function: neuropeptide binding; somatostatin receptor activity. Gene Ontology annotation, cellular component: neuron projection; plasma membrane.
AUGGAUGGCUACUACAAUGGGAUGUCGAUACCUGACAAUGUCACCACGUCUCCCUCCCAUCCCUACCCCAGCUACCCUACCAACAACAAUAUGUCAGAUGUGGCCGCACCAAUGCCCUUCAGUGUGGUCACCGCAGUCGUGUACACCAUCGUGUUUAUUGUGGGUCUUCUGGGUAACACGUUGGUCAUCUAUGUGGUGGUUCGCUACUCCAAGAUGAAGACUAUAACCAACAUGUACAUCCUAAAUUUAGCCUUGGCGGAUGAACUCUACAUCCUGGGAAUUCCUUUCCUAGGCACAAAUAGUGUGCUUUCCUACUGGCCUUAUGGGGAUUUCUUCUGCAAGGUGUGCAUGACUGCUGAUGCCAUGUGCCAGUUCUCCUCCACCUUUUGCCUGACGGUGAUGAGCAUCGAUCGCUACCUGGCUGUGGUUCAUCCUAUUCGCAGUGCCAAGUGGCGGAAGCCACAGGUGGCCAAGGUUUUCAAUGGCAUGGUGUGGGUUGUGUCCUUUGUGGUUGUGCUGCCCGUCACAAUCUACUCACAUGUACAGAAGGAUUUCAACACCUGCAACAUAACCUGGCCUGAGCCACGUGAAUUGUGGUCCAUUGUCUUCAUCCUCUACACAUCCAUCCUGGGCUUCUUUGGUCCUCUGGUUGUCAUCUGCCUCUGCUACCUUCUAAUUGUCAUCAAGGUGAGGUCAGCGGGUGUGCGUGCGGGCCUGACUAAGCGGCGUAAGUCGGAGCGUAAGGUGACGCGCAUGGUGGUGAUCAUCGUGUUGGUGUUUGUACUUUGUUGGUUGCCCUUCUUCACUACCAACAUUGUCAACCUGAUUCAUAUCAUCCCUGAGAACAAUACCAAUGCUGCAAUCUACUUCUUCCUGGUCAUCCUUACCUACGUCAACUCCUGCGCCAACCCGAUCCUCUACGGCUUCCUCUCUGACAACUUCAAGCGGAGCUUCCAGAAGGUGCUCUGCCUCCAAAACCCAAAUGGUGUUGGCAACACAGGCCAGAUGAGAGGUAGACAGACUGCACCCAAGAACAACCAAAAUCCGGUUUUCUUACCCAGAAAUCCCGCACAGAAUGGAAACAUGCAGAGCAUUCAGCAGCCUGUCCAGAUGCAGGUUAUUGGGGACGUUGAAAAUUACCCUUUAACCACAAAAACAGAGCUGAAUGGCGAGCAAUCGCUAUGAGUUUUCAAGCUGGGUCCCCAUGUGCUAGUGCACUACAACAUGGGACUUGGACAAUUUAUUCCUGGAACUUUUUUUGAUCGGUAUUUCCUGUCUUUAUUGUUGCUUCUCCCGCUCUGACUGGGACAUUUGGGAAGAGGACCAGAUGAGCAAAGUAGGAGAGAAAACAACAGACAGCAUUCAUCACAGAUCCCAGUGCUGUACCUAGGUUGGCUGCAUUGUACAAGCAUUAGCUCAUGUAAAGAUUUAAGAUCUCGGUAUGAUAUAAAACGCAUUAUUAGACUUUAAAAUGUUGUACAUUUUCAAAUAGAUGUAUUUACCUUAACUGCACCAAAAAAGCAGACUUUUUCAAACAGGCAUUUUUCUCAAAUUUCAGUUUUAUAUUUGAUUAUAUUUUAGUAACCUUGUUUUUUGAUGUACUUUUGUUUUAUUUGCUGCUGAUGCUUUUUGCUAAUAAUGCAACACUUUAUCUAUGUUUACCUGUUAUCUUGAUAAAUUCAGUAAAAUGUACAUUUCCCAGCAUUACGACGCAUCUGUGCAGAAAGUGUUGAGUUGACAGUACCAGCUAGCUUUACAUCUAAUGACUCUAAUGAGUGAUAACAUUAUUAUGUUAAAGCAAUAGUUCCACAUUUUUGGAAAUACGCUUAUUGAAGCUGAGGUAGGCAACUUUGGAGAAAUCAACAACAAUAAGCUCGUUGUCAUCCAAUGAAAAGUGAUUUGGAGCGAAGAGCUAACCCCGUCAGUCAUGUGCGUGAAACCGCACUAGCAGAGUCACACUACUGAAUCUAAAAUAGCUUCACAGUAACUUCACUUCAACUUCACUGUGAAUUUGACGGCAGCCACAAAAGUGGAAUCAAUCUUCUCAUUUACCUCUCAACUAGAAAGCAAAAAGGUGCAUUUCCUAAAAAAUGGAUCUGUUCCUUUAUGAAGAAAAAACUCUGAAAUUGGUGCCGUGGAAAUGUACAUUAUGCUGAAUUUAUCAUGUGAGCCAUUAUAGUACAGGUAAUUUCACCCUGCUUAAGGUUUGUUUAGUUUUUUUCACCAGGCAUUUAUGCGGCGUCAUGCUAAUAUUUAUAACAGCCCUUGUUCACGCUAUUGAUAUUGAUUUGUUCAGCUUUUACUAGAGUAAGCACUGUUCUGUUAGUUAAUUGUAAAGCUGGUUGAAAUAUUAUUAAUUGGUCACGAUCAUUUUAUUUCUUCUGAAUUGUUAACUUUGGGAUUUUUUUGACUGCAAUGUUACAAAGCUGUGAAAAAUGCCUUGAAGGAGCUCAGCCAAUUACUGUUGGUUUAUCUCUUCUCUCUUACAUUUCUAAAAACAACAUCUGCUCGAGCGGAUGUCAUGGGGAAGUAAAUUCAGCCUUUAGCUGCUGGACUUUGGACUUUGAUAUUUCAUGCUAACAUUAUUGGGAAGUUGCUGAACAACACUUUGACAUCUCCAUAAUUGUAGCUUAAGCCAAGCAAGACAGCGUUAACAAUGUUUAUGGUGACUUUGAGCUUGUUUGAAAAACUACUCAGUAAGAUGGACCUGUGGAAACAUGGAUACCUUACAGGUGGUAUUUCUUUGUGUUAGAAACACUGUGAAUUAUAAAAUAGCAGGCCAUUUUAAUUUGGAGUCUUGAAUUCCAUGACAUCCUUACACAUAUAACAAAAAAUGCUAACUUAGUCAUUGUGUUAAAGAAGCCUCAUGAAUAUUAAUAAUGUAGUCUGUCAUGCUACACAGUACAAUGCACUGCUGACAUGUGCCUGCAUGAAACAACGCCCCUGUGUGUGUACAUCUAUCCCAUGAACAGACAGGUGAUGUUUAUUGUCACUGCGGUCUCUUAAUAUUAUGGCAGGUUUAUGUUUCAGACUAGAACAAUUUAUUGUUAUUUCUAGUUGAAACGGUGGCAGCUUUACACUUGAAUGUUUAGGUCUCUCAACAUAAACCACUUAAAUUUCACUUUUGGGAUUUUUUGUUAACAGUAAUCAGUAAGAAGUAUCUUUUUUCCCACAGGUCAAGUUAUUGGAAUAGAUUUGGAUGUAUUAUGUAAUACGAUUUUAGAACAAAGACUUGCCAUAAAAAUACAACAUUUACAUAAAAAACUGAUGUCAGCAAAAUGAAGUGAGCUGACUUUUUAUUUGUUGUUAAUGGUGGUGGGGUUUUGUUUGUUUGUUUUCUCCAAAUUAAUGAUAUAGC